This is a messenger RNA of Cynara cardunculus var. scolymus (artichoke), 1095 nucleotides long. Its product is annotated as isopentenyl-diphosphate Delta-isomerase I-like. Gene Ontology annotation, biological process: isoprenoid biosynthetic process; isopentenyl diphosphate biosynthetic process. Bases 39 to 887 code for a protein of 282 amino acids. Gene Ontology annotation, molecular function: isopentenyl-diphosphate delta-isomerase activity. Lineage: Eukaryota; Viridiplantae; Streptophyta; Magnoliopsida; Asterales; Asteraceae. Gene Ontology annotation, cellular component: cytoplasm. The record is from RefSeq and is a predicted model, not a curated record. The transcript is spliced from 6 exons.
AACAACUGGCAACGGAUCUUCAAGUCCUAUUCGCCAAAAUGUUGAAAUUUCCCCCUUUUAAAACCGUUGCUACCACCAUCCUCUCUUCUCCAUAUCCUUCCUUCUGUCUACCUCCUAAAUCUCCCUUCACUCGAUUCCCCUCUCUCACCGUCGCUACUGUUCUCUUCCGCCCUUUUUCCACCCUCGACAUGGGUGACGAUUCCGGCAUGGAUGCUGUCCAGAGACGUCUCAUGUUCGAAGACGAAUGCAUUUUGGUGGAUGAGAAUGACAAAGUUGUUGGCCAUGAUACCAAAUACAAUUGCCACUUGAUGGAGAAGAUUGAAAAAGAAAAUUUGCUACACAGAGCAUUCAGUGUCUUCUUGUUCAACUCAAAACACGAGUUACUCCUUCAGCAACGGUCUGCUACCAAGGUGACUUUUCCUCUGGUAUGGACAAACACUUGUUGCAGCCACCCGCUAUACAGGGAGACUGAGCUUAUUGACGAAAAUGCCCUUGGGGUCAGGAACGCUGCACAGAGGAAGCUCUUGGAUGAACUCGGUAUCCCUGCUGAAGAUGUUCCAGUUGAUCAGUUUACCCCCUUAGGUCGCAUUCUGUACAAGGCUCCAUCCGAUGGGAAAUGGGGAGAACAUGAACUUGAUUACCUGCUUUUCAUCGUACGUGAUGUUGGUGUGAAUCCUAAUCCAGAUGAAGUGAAAGAUGUAAAGUAUGUGAAUGCGGAAGAGUUGAAAGAGUUGGUAAGGAAGGCAGAUGCUGGGGAAGAGGGUCUGAAGCUCUCCCCAUGGUUCAGGUUAAUCGUUGACAAUUUCUUGUACGAGUGGUGGGACCGGGUCCAUAAGGGAACCUUGCCCGAAGCCGUUGAUAUGAAAACCAUCCAUAAACUCACUUAGAAUCACUAGCCAUGUUGAGUCAAGUCGUAGUAAUGAAUUCGGGUGUGAGUGGGUGGUUUGGUACCGAAACCGAUCUCCCCUUUUAAAAGCUUUGUUGACGGUCAGGUUUGCACGAUAGCAUAGGGUUAUGCUAUCGUAUAACGAAAUAAAUGGCGUAUUUGUUUGAACAACUUUUGUUUUCAUGCGUAAUACAUGCUCAUUAUUGGUU